This is a messenger RNA of Asterias rubens (European starfish), 3818 nucleotides long. Its product is annotated as telomerase protein component 1-like. The record is from RefSeq and is a predicted model, not a curated record. Gene Ontology annotation, molecular function: protein binding. NCBI's taxonomy places the organism in Eukaryota, Metazoa, Echinodermata, Asteroidea, Forcipulatida, Asteriidae. The transcript has 24 exons. Gene Ontology annotation, cellular component: Cul4-RING E3 ubiquitin ligase complex. Bases 71 to 3211 code for a protein of 1046 amino acids.
GUUGUUCUCGUGCAUGCAUUAAAACAGCAAAUAUUGAUUGUGGACGAAACGAAAGAUCACUCGUUGAGUCAUGGGUUGCGGCGGCUCCAAGUCAAUGCUCGUCCCGUCUGGAGCCUCGGACUACAAGUACCUAGUGCAAGAAUCCUGGGAUAAGGUAUCCAAGACAGUUGACUCAAAGAAAUCUGUGAGGACAUUGGUGAUCAAACGCUCCGGAUGGAAGACAGUUCGUAUCUUUGUCUCGUCCACUUUCAAAGAUUUUCAUGCAGAGAGAGAAAUACUUGUUAAAGAGGUGUUUCCGGAUUUAAGACAGUGGUGUGAAAAGCGACGUCUUCAUUUGGUUGAAUGCGACUUGAGAUGGGGGGUUCCGAAAGACACCACAUCAGAGGAGACAUUGCGCAUGUGUCUGGGGGAGAUUGAUCGAUGCUACCAGGAUAAUGUUAUGCCGUUCUUUCUCAACCUCACAAGUGAGAGGUGUGGUUGGAUCCCCACUCACCAUGAUGUCCCUGAAUCGUUAGCUAGAGAAUAUCGCUGGAUCCCGGGACUGUCUGUCACAGAAAUGGAAAUACUGCACGGAGCUUAUCGUACAGACAACCCAAACUCUGUAUUUUUGAUAAGAAACUCUGCCUUCUUGAAGAACCUCCCCGAGGAAUAUGAGAAAGAUUUUAUUGACCCCAAUCCCAUCGCUCCACACAAACUGGGCAUGCUCAAACAGAUGCUGAAAAACAAACUGGGAGACCGGGUGAAAUGGUACGACUGUGAAUUUGCCGGAAUAGAUUCAGAUGGAAAAGUGGAAUUCCAUGGUCUUCAGGGAACUUUUUCCAAAGAGGUGUUUGAGUUCUUCAAGAUGAGAGUUGAGGCACAGUACCCUCUAAUGGAUGAAAGUCAGGAUCCGUAUCAGCAAGCUCGAGAGGCGCAUGAGUCUUUCCUGAAGAGCCGUUGCACAUCAGUUCUUGGUCGUAACGCAAUCUUAGAGAAGAUCGAGAAGUACGUUGUUGACAUCGGUCAAGACUGUCCUCUGAUCAUCACAGGUGGAGCUGGGUCCGGCAAGUCUUCCAUUAUGGCUCGGACAGCUGAUGUCGCUCAGACUAUGGCCAUGAACAAGCAGAUACCGGGUGGUGGAUCUACAGGCUGGCAUGUCUUCUAUCAUUUUGUCGGAGCUGUUCCGGGGUCAACCGAUAUGGAGAAAUGCUUGAAACGGUUACUCAAAGAACUAAACCAAGUCAAUGAAGCAACAAUGCCCAAGAAUCUUGAGAUGACAUGCCAGUUGGUAUGCAGCGUCUUAAGUAAUCCCAAGACUGCUCCAAUCAUUGUCUGCAUCGAUGCACUAAAUCAGUUUGAUGACGACAAAUCCUCCACUUUGCUGAGCUGGUUGCCAAGGAAACUAGCUCCCCAGAUCCGAGUCAUCAUGGCCAUGAUUAAUGACACCCCUCCUCACAAGUUCCUCUGUGAGCGUGCCAGUAAACCGCUGGAGGUUGUGGUCACACCGUUGGAUAUGACUGCACGCCAGGAAAUAGUGACAGAGCUUUUGGGCACGUACAAUAAGCGAUUGGAUGCGACUCAGAUGAAGAGCUUGCUCGCCAAGGAAUCGUCUCAGAAUCCUCUGUGGUUAGCUGUGGCGUGUGAAGAACUACGUGUCUUUGGUUUGUUUGAUCGAGUGACAAACAAGAUCAACAGUAUGGCUGACGGUCUACUAGAGUUGCUUGACCAGGUAUUCACCCGUUUUGAGGAGGAGAAUGGUGGAAUGUUGCUAUCGGCAACUCUCUGUCUUCUCGAGACGUCUGCAACAGGAUUGCUGGAGAUCGAACUCCUGAAGAUUCUCGGGGAUGAAGACAAUUUGAUUCCUCAAGAAAAGGACUCUGAACUGGAAAAAGACAAGGGAGGAGAAAAAAGUUCCAAGGAUCUUGGUCCUCUUCCAGCCGCUAAGUGGGCGGUCGUCUACCGUGCCCUCAAGCCGUUCCUAAGACCUUUUGGAGAAAGCGGUGAGGGCAGGCUGGACUUCUAUCAUCGAGCGCUGAGCAAAGCUGUCCGCAGAAAAUAUUUUGAGAGCGCCAAUCUUCUGUCUGACCAGAUGUGGUGGCACAACAAGCUGGCAGUUUACUUCAAUCAAUCUGAGCAUGUUGAUCGCAAAGUUGAGGAGCUGCCCAUUCAUCUCCUGAAACUUGAAGACACUGUACGUCUUACAAACUUCUUGAUGGACUGGAAUGUCUUUGACAGACUUUACAAUGAAGAAUACAGCACCCUGUUGCUCAAGUACUGGAGAGAGGGUUACGGUGAAGGCUGGCAGACCAUGAUGGCCAACAACUACAAAGAAAGCCUGGAAAAACUGGCAGUUGCUGAUGAUACAUCAAGGGACAAGAUGGCUCUGCGUUACGAGCAGAUUGCUAGAGUCAUAAAUCAGUCUGGUGAGCAUUCAACCCCGUUAAAACUGCUGGAGAAGUCUAUGUCUAUUGAACAGGAUGAACUGGGAGCCAGACCUGAGCGGAUGGUUGAGCUGUUUGCACUUGCUUGCACAAUUUACGAUGAUAAAUUGAAGCUUUACGAGUAUGUAGACCCGUCCCAGAUCACAGACCUGCGACCCACUAUCGACUUUGCCCUUAAAUCCAUCGCAAUCCGAGAAACGUUGGAAGGAGAAGUGCACAAGUACAAACUGGGCAAGAUAAAGAUUCAACUGGCUUUCAAUCUGCAAGCUUGGAAAGAAUGCGGAGGGGACAACACACGCAGUGGGGAUGAAGCCAAUGAACAAGGACAGAAGGAAGUGGAGAGCGCGAUCAAACUCUUCAAAGAGAUUGGAGAUGAUGGUCAUCUGGCCGAUGCGAUCAUGACCAAGGGGGUGCUAGAGGAUAGAGGUAGCGAAAACCAAAAGAAGUACUACAUGGAUGCACUUGAGUUGUGCGUACAGGCGUAUGGGGAAUUUAGUGUGUUAACCAGCAGGCUGCUUCUCAACAUUGGCAUCAUGUUUGAAGAUAUGAGAAAUUACCAAGAGGCUUUUAACUACUAUAUCAGAUGGCAAGAUGUCUGUGAGCAGGUCUUUGGUUACCAUCAUCCCCGCACCCAGCGUUGUCGGAACUGUCUUGAGGAGCCUAUCUAUCGUCGGAUCCAGCAGGCUCGAGAUGCAAAGGCAAAGAAGGCAUCAAAUAAAGACGACAACUACAAUGCUGAGGACAGAGAAUAUGUUGAAGAUUCCGAGUCGGAUCCAGACUCAGACUAUUAAAGAAAAAUUCAGUUGUAUAGAUAUCAUAUAAGCACGAGUGGAAUAUCCAUAUCCAACGAAGCCAAAAUGAAGCCGAAAUUGGGUAAGGAACGCAGACGUGCUAAAUUUUCUCUUGUUCCAUGAUGCGCCUGUGAUAACAAGUUUAUGUUCAAGCAAACCUAUUGCAUGUGACAAUCAGCAGGUGACGCAAAUAAGCUAGGCUUUGCGUAUAGAUGAGUUGCAAUAGACACCAUCUUUAUGGGCAAAUUGCAUUUUGACUUGCAAGUGCGUCAAGCACUCAUUUAAAUAACAUAGCCGCGCUGUCAGGCAACGAGUUUUGUGAAAUGUGCGCGUGCUGCACGCUCCUCUCGCUCAAAACGCAUGGCUGUGUGUUCCAAAUUGCCCGUAAAGAUGGCCGAUUGCCCGUAAAGAUGGCCGAUUUACGUCAUGUGGGAACUAUCUAUAGCUUAUAAAAGUGCAAUACCUGGAGUUAGAACACACAAUGGGCCGUUUGAUACAAGUUGAUGUCACACUCCUUGUUGCUAAGGAUCACCCAAUCAGAAUUAAAGGAACACGCUGCCUUGAAACAGUCGAGUUGGUCUAUAAAAAGCAUUUGUAACCGUUUUUU